AUGCUCGUUUCACUCCUUGGAAUAACGGGCUUCGCGAUGCUCCUCGGCGCAAAGUCUGCUGGGGCCCGGUAUGCGGGGACAUUCCUAGGAGCGAUGGGGAUAUACCCAGCCAUUGCGAACACAAUCUCGUGGACCAGUAACAAUGUCGAAGGAGUCUACAAACGAGGCGUAACCCUGGGCUUCGUCAUCGGCUGGGGUAACCUAAACGGUAUUGUCUCUUCUAACAUCUACCGCGGUGCAGACAAGCCCGAUUUCUACCCAGGUCAUGGGACGGUCCUGGCAUACCUCGUGCUCUUCCAGCUUGGAGGGUCGGUGCUACAGUAUAUCCUCCUGCGAAGGGAGAAUACGAAGCGCCGUCGCGGGGAUAGAGAUAACUGGAUGGAGGGACUGGACCAGAGCGAUGUCCAGCUUUUGGGUGAUAAGAAGCCGGACUUUAUAUAUACGCUCUGA
Molecule: messenger RNA, 450 nt
Organism: Aspergillus puulaauensis
Lineage: Eukaryota; Fungi; Ascomycota; Eurotiomycetes; Eurotiales; Aspergillaceae
Exons: 2
Coding region: 1-450 (149 amino acids)
Cellular component (GO): membrane
Molecular function (GO): transmembrane transporter activity
Source: RefSeq, a predicted model, not a curated record